Didymodactylos carnosus is the source of this 3276-nucleotide messenger RNA. NCBI's taxonomy places the organism in Eukaryota, Metazoa, Rotifera, Eurotatoria, Philodinida, Philodinidae. The record is from the annotation of a GenBank genome assembly.
AUUCAGCAUGUCAAACUGUAUAUGAAAAACUAUUUUCGAAGUUCAACACAUCUCCCCUAGCUUCUGCAAAAAAUUCAUUUACAAGAGAAUGCAAAAAACGUAACCCUCCGCUCAAAAAAGCAUCAAGUAUUUUUCCUUAAGUGAUGGAACCUUGAAUCUUAUGCCAGUUAAACCGCCUUGAAGCGGAGAACAAAGUUAUAUUCUUUUAUAUUUAAGUUUUUUCAUUCUUAAUCAGAUAUUUCACUUUCAUUCGAAAAAGUCGGAAUUCUCCUCGGAAUUCUCAAUUUCUGAAAGCUCUGUUGAAGAAAAUUGAGAAUUCCGAGGAGAAUUCCGACUUUUUCGAAUGAAAGUGAAAUAUCUGAUUAAGAAUGAAAAAACUUAAAUAUAAAAGAAUAUAACUUUGUUCUCCGCUUCAAGGCGGUUUAACUGGCAUAAGAUUCAAGGUUCCAUCUCUUAAGGAAAAAAAUAUAUACCUAUCAUGUUUUCAGUUUUUGCUACUGUCAUUAUUGAAUAUUGCUAUGUCUUACGAAGGCGAGCGUAGUCAAGCGCUGCGGUGAAUUGAAGUUGAAUAUUAGAUAUUUUGAUAGUGAAACAUCGUUCAUUUAUUUGUGUAGGUUCAAAUUCGACAUGGAAACUUUGUGUCUAAUAUAUAUUCCUUGCUUGAGAUAAACGCAAUAACUCAUAAUGAUAUCAUAAUUCAAAUUGCAUCGUGUAGUUGGGAUGCUCAUUUGUUAGAGAUAUUAGGAUCUUUAAUACUGAGUGCUACGGUCAUUAUGUUAUACCCAGAUGGACAUCGAAAUAUGAUCUAUUUAUUAGAAACGAUACAAGCCAAAAGAGCCACUAGUCUGGGAGCAGUGCCAACGCUUUUGAUAACGUUGUAUGAAUAUUUACAACGAAGUACCGCUCAUUUCGAUAGUCUCAAAACAAUGCGAGUAGUUUGGACAACAGGUGAAGUUCUUCUGUCACAGGUUGUAUCUAAGAUAACGCCAUAUCUUUCUUCCCAUUGUCAAAUUAUUAAUUUAUAUGGACCCACGGAAUGCACACUUGGAUCAAUGUAUCAUUAUGUUACUCAACAUGAUAUACUGAUGCAAUCGAUACCGUGCGGUCGUCCAUUAUCCGGCUAUGGAUGUUAUUUACUUGAUGAUUAUCUACAAUCUGUUCCGAUUAAUUAUGAGGGAAAAGUCUAUAUUAGUGGUGUUGGCGUUUUCCCUGGGUAUUUAAAUAAUGAUGAAUUAACCAGGAAAUGUUUGCUGAAUAUCGACAAAAUAUCAAGUGAAAAGUGUUAUUUUACUGGCGAUAUUGGUAAACUGAACUCAAGUGGUGAACUUCUAUUUAGUGGACGUAUUGAUGCACAAAUAAAACUUCGUGGUCAGCGUAUAGAGGUUGAAGAAAUCCAAAAUACAAUACUUAAAUUCUUUAAUUUAAUCGAAAAUUGUCUUGUUGUUAAAAGUUAUAAUGACAAAUCACAGCAAAAUUGUUUGGUUGCUUAUCUCCAGACAAAAUCUACAAAUACUAAUGAUCUGUUAAUAAAUGAAUUAAGAGAAUAUUGCCAACUACAAUUACCACAAUACAUGAUACCCGCUAUGUUUAUCACAGUCGAUCAGUUCAAAUUAAAUGCAAAUGGUAAGAUUGAUCGUAAACAAUUACCGCAACCUGAUUUCUCACAACUAUUGAACUCUGUCAAUAAUAAGAACUACAUUGAACCACAAACAGAAUUAGAAAUACAAAUACAUGAUUUAUGGUGUCAAGUUCUAAAUCAUGAAAAGAUUUCAUUAAAUUCAAAUUUUUUUUCUCUCGGUGGCAAUUCUCUUUCAUUAAUGCAGUUGUACAAUUAUUACCGGGCACAAUUCAAUGUUAUAAUGAAUAUAUCACAAUUAUUUAAAUACUUAACAAUAAAUGAACAUAUCACACAAUUGUCUGCAAAGAAGGAGAGUAAUAUGCAACGACAAUGGAAACCGUUGAAUGUCAUUGAAGGCUUGGCGUCUUAUGCGCAAGAACGUAUUUGGCUAGAUGAGAAAGUUCGAUUUUCCGCUCAACAACGUGGACUAGCCAUUUACAAUAUGCCAUUAGUGUUGAAAAUUACACAAAAUUCUAUAUCCAUCUACCGAUUACUUUCUUCAUUAGAACGAUUGAUUAGGAAACAUUCAGUAUUACGUACUAGAAUUAAAUAUGACUUAACAGAUAAAUGCUUGAAGCAAUCGGUAAAUCCUGCAUCAACCGAACAACAGUAUUCAUUCCAAAGAAGUGAAAUAUUUACUAAAGAAGAAUUACAGCAUAUUCUGUUUAAUGAAGAAACGUCAAGUAAAUAUUUUAAUUUGGAGCAAGGUUUGGUAUUUCGGUGUCAUUUAAUACGAUGUUCUGAAAAUGUUGAUGCUGCUUUACUGAUUGAUGGUGAUAUGAUUAUAUUUAAUUUCCAUCAUAUUGCCUUUGAUGGUCGAUCUGUUGAUAUCUUUUUAAAUGAUUUACAAUCAGCUUAUAACGAUGACAAUCUCGAAAUACAAGAAGAUACCUUAACAUAUAUUGAUUAUUCACUGUACGAACGUGAAAUGGACAUGAGCAAAGCUAAACAAUAUUGGAAAGAAGUACUGGAUGGGUAUCACACAGAUAAACUACCAUUACCCUAUGAUUUUAAACAUAGUGAACAACGACGAACCGGUCAAGGGUCAUCGGUGGCGUUUGAAUUAGAUAAUGAUUUAGUGCAACAAAUGCUUGAAUAUGGAUACAGAAUGAAUGUAACACAAUUUCAGUUAUGUUUGUGUUGCUAUUUUGUUUUCCUAUUUAAAUUAUCAAAUUCACAAGAUAAAGAUUUAUGUAUUGGCAGUGUCAGUGCUAACCGUCAUAGACAAGAAUUACAACCACUGUUGGGUAUGUUUGUCAACACCUUGCCCUAUCGUUUAAAGUUAGAUGCAGCUAGAACGUUUAAUCAAACACUUCAACAAGUACUAGAGCUAUGCUUGGAUAUAUUAGAAUUCAGUUACCUACCAUAUCAACAAAUAAUUACAUCACAGGAGCAUGAACAAUUAACACCAUUUAUACUAACAACAUUUAUACUUGAGUCAAAUCUUCAUCAUUUGGUACAUCUCAAUGAUUCCAUUUUAUGCCAACUAUUGGACGAUGACAACAUUGCUAUUCAAAGAAACGUAUCGAAAUUUGAUUUAUCCUUAUUAAUGAACUAUAAUGAUAGAAGUAGUAAAGCAAUGACAUGCUUAUUUGAAUACUCUACUGAUUUAUUUCAGCGAUCGACGAUCGAAACAAUAUGUCAGAGAUUUCAGGUUU